AUGACGCGAACUAGAACUCAACAAAACCCGAGUAAAACAAGAGAACUAGAGACACUCGAAGAUGAAGAGCUCUCCAUUCCAAUCUACUCACCACAACCCUUCCGUACUCUAGGUCGCCGCGACUCUGGUCUGUGGCCCGACCUGGACAACAGAACAACUGGAUCGACAGAAAGCCGACGACGUAGCUCGGUUGUUGACCACGAGAUCCCAGCGGUUGACGGAAUCACCGCCGGCCUCGACCUUGUGUUCAGCGUGCGCGAGGGUGCCCUGACAACCUACCCGACUUGGCCGAUUGACCUCUCUCGAAAUCAAAAACCAAAGCCUGACUCUGAGCCGGAUCCUCCCGAUGACGACGAUAACGGCACUCCACCUGAUCCAGAGAAUCAACUUGGAAAGCCAGGACCCGGUGGUCCCGGUGGUCCAGGUGGUCCCGGUGGUCCAGGUGGAGGUGGUAAUGAUGACGACAACGAUGAUGACGGUGACGAUGAUGGCAAUGACAAUGAUGAUGGAGAGGAAGAAGAGGAAGUUACAAGACCCUAA
Seminavis robusta is the source of this 540-nucleotide messenger RNA. NCBI's taxonomy places the organism in Eukaryota, Bacillariophyta, Bacillariophyceae, Naviculales, Naviculaceae. The record is from the annotation of a GenBank genome assembly.